AUGAUAGUCAACAAGAAGUUUGAUCGGUUGAAGCAAUGGGGACGCGAGCGCAUGGGAAGCGAGGUGAAGACCGACACGAGCGAUGAGUUCAAGGCAUUGCAGAUGGAAAUGCAGCUGCGACAUGAUGGCAUGGAACGACUCGAUCGCUCAGCAAAAGGCUACAUGAAAGCCAUCUCCACCCGUUCAGCAGGCGAGGAGAAAGAGAAAGUCCUUCCAGUCGCCUACUUUGGCUCCGCUAUGAUUGCGCACGGCGACGACUUCGAACCCGACAGCGAAUUUGGCCAGUGUCUGUCCUCGCUUGGCCGAGCCAACGAACGCAUCGGCCGCAUGCAGGAGACAUACUCGGUCAAUGCAACAAGCACCUGGCUGGAGAGCGUUGAGAGGAGUCUGGUGCAGAUGAAGGAGUACCAGUCCGCCAAGAAGAAGCUCGAGAGUAGGAGAUUGGCAUAUGAUACGGCACAGCAGAAGAUGCAGAAGACUAAGAAGGAGGACUUCCGCAUGGAGGAGGAGCUAAGGAGUCAAAAGGCGAAGUUCGAGGAGAGCAGCGAGGAUGUCUAUCGGAGGAUGCUGGACAUCAAGGAGGCUGAGGCGGAUAGUGUCGCAGACUUGUCGAGCUUCCUUGAGGCAGAGCUUAGCUACUAUGAUCGUUGUCGGGAGGUGCUUCUGCAGCUGAAGCGAGACUGGCCGGCGCAAGUCCAACCAAGCAAUCGUUCCGACACAGCGAGCCCAGUCAAUGGUAUCGCACGUCGCGGGACUCGCUCUCGUGCCAGCUCAAUGACCCAACGAUUCGCCGGCAUAGCCGAGGACGAGCCGCUCGAGCCUCCCUCUCGUCCUACCAUCAGCUCUCGUGUCCCAUCUGGGCAGAACUCUCCACGACGAGAAACGCCGGGUUUCGACUUUCCCAUCCGACCAGCAGCCCAACGCGCAGCUUCCGGCUUCGAAGGACCAACAUCAAUAUCCCGCAACGAGUCUCCAGCUGGUAUGCCUCGCCUCUCACGUGUGCCUACCGACCCUAUCGCUCUCAUGGCGGCCGCCACUGGAGGCAGAGAUGGUUUGAGGGUGAGCAAGAGGGACAGCCAGAUCGGCAAUGUCUUCGGCGACGAUCAGAGCGACUACUCUACCGAGCCUUCUUCCGCUUUCGAUCGACUACAGCAUUCACGGACUUCGAGCUUCUCGCAGCAGGAUGGUGGGAGGAAGGCUCCGCCGCCGCCGCCACCGAGUAGGUCGAAGAAACCACCGCCUCCUCCACCGCUCAAGAGGAGUGCUCUUAGUACGAGUGAGAUCCCACACUAUUGA
This is a messenger RNA of Recurvomyces mirabilis, 1296 nucleotides long. RefSeq lists its product as uncharacterized. NCBI's taxonomy places the organism in Eukaryota, Fungi, Ascomycota, Dothideomycetes, Mycosphaerellales, Teratosphaeriaceae. Gene Ontology annotation, cellular component: cytoplasm. The record is from RefSeq and is a predicted model, not a curated record. The transcript is spliced from 3 exons. Gene Ontology annotation, molecular function: protein binding. Bases 1 to 1296 code for a protein of 431 amino acids.